Messenger RNA from Fopius arisanus, 2108 nucleotides. RefSeq names its product sodium- and chloride-dependent glycine transporter 2. The coding region runs from base 183 to 1958 and encodes 591 amino acids. Gene Ontology annotation, biological process: sodium ion transmembrane transport. The transcript is spliced from 13 exons. Lineage: Eukaryota; Metazoa; Arthropoda; Insecta; Hymenoptera; Braconidae. Gene Ontology annotation, cellular component: plasma membrane. The record is from RefSeq and is a predicted model, not a curated record.
CAGCUGAAGCAUUGUGACAGUAGCAGUCCAGCCAGUUGUCAGUCAAGUUGUCUCCGCGUUGUAGUUGAUUAGAGUGUAAAUUCCCAACGAUGAUGUUGCAGAUGUCCUUCCACAAAGCUCUCCUCUUCCACUGAGUAAAUCAAUCGCAAUUCCCAAUUGCAAUUUGAUCUUGAAUCUUGAUCAUGACGACGAAAAAAAUUGUACAGAACCAGGAGGAGGUGCCAGAGCGAGGCACCUGGGCCAGCAAAACAGAAUUUAUUCUCUCCUGCGCUGGUUAUGCCAUCGGAAUAGGAAAUGUCUGGCGAUUUCCGUACUUGUGCUAUAGAAAUGGCGGGGGAGCUUUCCUUGUGCCAUACCUGCUCUUGCUAUUCCUGUGUGGAAUUCCUCUCUUCUUCAUGGAGUCCUGCAUGGGACAGUUCGGUGGAACAGGAUGCAUCACGAUGUUCAGGAUGAGUCCGUUAUUCAAAGGUGCUGGAUUUGCGAUUGUCAUCGUGAAUUUCAUCUGCACGAUGUAUUACAAUGUCAUAAUUUCCUAUCCCCUCGUGUUCCUGUCGAUGUCGUUCAAGGACAAGCUUCCUUGGGAGGACUGCGAUAAUCCGUGGAACACUCCAAGUUGUAUAAUGAUCAACGACGUUCGAGUCGAAAAUACAACCGAAGUCGAAGGACUCCUGCAGAAGGUCAGCACUCCUGCCGAGGAGUUCUUCAAUAAUCACGUUCUUGAAAUUUCACCGGGGGUCGACGAAAUCGGUGGCAUCGUCUGGCCCCUCUUCAUCUGCAACCUCAUCUCCUGGAUCGUCGUCUUCCUCUGCAUUUUCAAUGGCGUAAAAAGCGUCGGCAAGGUGGUGUAUUUCACGGCUACCUUCCCAUUCUUCAUCCUGUUUAUUCUACUCCUGCGAGGUGUCACCCUUCCAGGUGCCUCGGACGGUAUCUGGUUUUAUAUAACACCGAAGUGGUCACAACUUACUAAUUUACGAGUUUGGGCUGAUGCAGCUAUUCAAAUAUUCUUCUCCCUGGGCCCAGGAUGGGGUGGAAUCGUCAAUAUGGCCAGCUAUAAUCAAUUCAGAAAUGAUAAUCGAUUAGAUGCCAUUUGGAUUCCAAUCCUCAAUUGUGGAACAAGUAUUUUUGCUGGUUUUGUUGUGUUCUCGGUCUUAGGAUUUAUGGCACACAGAACAGGCUUGCCCAUCGCAGCAGUGGCAACCGGAGGACCGUCUUUGGCUUUCGAGACGUACCCAGCAGCUCUCACGAUGCUCCCCUUUCCCCAGCUGUGGUCUGUCCUCUUUUUCGCAAUGCUCUACUUCCUGGGAAUGGAUAGUUGCUUCGUGCAAAUCGAGGCCAUCAUAUCAAGCGUCACCGACGCGUACCCGAAUUUGAGGAAACGAAAACAACUCGUGGCGAUGGGCUCAAUAUUCAUUCUUUUCCUAGGAUCUCUGAUAUUCGUGACAAACGGUGGAAUGUAUCUUCUCCAAAUGUUUGACUGGUACGCAGCUUCUGUCUCUGUGAUAUCCAUUUGUCUAGCUGAAGUAAUCGUUGUCGGAUGGACCUACGGCUGUGACAAUUUCGUGCGAGACGUUGAGUUCAUGUUGGGUAACAAAUUGAACCCAUGGUGGCCAUAUUCCUGGAAAUACAUUACUCCAGUCAUCCUGACGUUGAUAUUCGCCACGACCAUUGUAUUUAACACGCGAAUAUCAUACAAUGGUGUUCAGUAUCCUGAGUGGGCAGUCUUUCUGGGGUGGUGCUCAUGCAUGGUGAGCAUGAUUUGCAUCCCUGGGUACAUGAUAUACUUUCUCCUCACUACCAAGGGCUCAUUUAAGAAGAGAUUCGAGGUGGGCACGAGCCCCACCCCAAAAUGGGGCCCCCAGAAAGCUGGGGACCGAGAAGCGUGGAAAAGAUAUCUAUCAGGAACAACGAGCGAUCCAGAGCUCUCCAACAUAAACAUCAUAAGGAUCACAAGUCUCUGAUGAAUGGAGAGAAGAUCUCACGCAUCAGGAAUGGCGCCAUCAGAAUUCAUCUGUCUGACAUGUUAACCUAAGUUAACCUAAUUAUGAAUCAUAAGAUUUUAGGGGUGUAAUCAAAAUUAUUUGUACCGAGUUAACAUUGUUUUCCAAAUU